AUGCGUUGUUGCUGUGGAUCGGGAUCGCGGCGGUGGAUUGGCAACUACGACAAGGUGCAGCGGGUGGCGCUGGUGCUGAUCUACGGUCAGAUUGGGUGCUCGCUGCUGGGAUCGCUCUCCCCGCUCUACAAUGGCGUCCUGAUCCUCCAUUUAGGGGUUUCGCUCUUCGGUCUGGUGGCGGUGGAGAGCAGCAAUCAGAGCCUGGCCCGCACAUACGCCUUCCUCCUCUUCUGCUCCUUGUUCCUCGACCUCUCAUGGUUCUUCCUCUUCUCUCACCAAAUCUGGCAUUUUCCGGCUGGUAUUUACGGACGCUUAGCUGCCUACGCCGUGAAGCUCACUCUCGUGGUGCAGAUCGCCGGAGUCUCCGCGAGGUUGUUAUCAUCCUUGUUAUGGAUUCAGAUGUACAGACUCGGCGGAUCAGCUGCCAGAGACGGCGAUACCGAUGCCGAUUUGAGAUUCAGUUUUCUCAAUCCUGCUGUCCGCCAUCCCUACGAUGUCAUUGAUGAUGAUCCUGCUAAUUUCUUGCCUCCUUUUGGAAGGGAUGACGCCUCUCGAUUUGGGGUGCAAGCUAUUCAAAAUGGUGAUGACUCUGGAACUUCCCAGCCCCAUUCAUUCAAGUUCUGAUGUGAGCUACCUUACCUCCAAACUCUUUUCCUUUAAUCACUGUUUCUCAUUCUGAUUAAUGGUUUGGAUAUUUCAGGUGAUAUUUUUUUAUUCAAUUAAAGAUGAAUCUGUACAGCUUCCCAUUCUUUAGACCAUCCAAGAAUCAUCUUUUCUCUUUGCAUGCCAAUGUUUUUCCUUUUUCGUAAAGAUAUCAAUGGCGAUGCAGGUGUUGCCAUAUGACCACGGACCACCCUCUCUCUCUCUCUCUUGGUGUGCAGUGUGGGGGAGUGGGACACGCUGCCACCAAGGAUUCGAGGAGUGGCCAGCUAAGCACCACUUCUCAUCACACCUUUUUUUUCCAUUCUUCAUCAACGCCAAAGCAGCAAAACUAUUUGAGGCUCAUUUUUUCUCCUAGUUUGGUUUAUAUUCAUCACAUGAUACGCAUACAACAUGAUUUAUUUUUAUGCUCAUUUUGUAUAAUAAAACCACCGUGUCACAAGCGUGUAUCGAAAUUCUUCAAACCAGACUAUCAAGUAAAUAAUAAUAAUAAUAAUAAAGAGAAGAAGAAAAUAAUUAUAUAUUGGAGGAGUACGCGGUUUAAGGUAGGUAGUUUCGAUUGAUUCUUGGUUGAGUCGUCCCAUUUUUGGAUUUCAUGUCAACAACUUCUAUUAACUCUUCUUUCUUUCCUCAUCUAAUCUUUAUACUUCAACACUUUUUUCCUAUAAUAAUUAGUAAAGUGUAUUGGAAAAAUGUUAGCAAAAUUUCACAUCAUAACCUAAAUUCAUUUAAGUCGGCCAAUUGAAUAUCUCGAUAUUUGUGAAAUAAAAACGAAAUAAUUGUGCAACCAGAUAGGGAUAUAAUAAUAAUAAUAAUAAUAAUAAUAAUAAUAAUAAUAAUAAUAAUAAUAAUGGAAGGAGAUGGAGAUGGAGAGAUGGGUCAUGAUUUGAAUAAAUAGCAAUAACAGUAGAUGAGAUUCCGACACACAAACACGCGGAUGGAGGACAAAAUUCAAUCCCCAAUAUCAUUUCUGAACCCACAAAGAAUUCUGCUCUCCUCUCCUUAUCACAAGAAUUUUACACCAACAUCAUCAUAUCAUCAUCGGAGAAGAAGAAGAAGAAGAAAAAUUGAUUCUUUUCUUGUCCCUCCCUGGUAUUUAUCAAUUAAUCUUUUAUUUUAGAGCUCCUGGGCUUUGACUUCCCCCUUUUUUUAUUAUUAUUAUGGAUGAAUUACUUGAGCUAGCUUGAUGAUUUGGAAACGGUUAUUUUAUGGCGGAUUGCGUUUUCGAAUUGGGCAACACGAGAUGUAAUUAGCAGAAAAUUCUUCAACCUUCUCGAUCCUUCUUCUUUGAAUGCAUCCUUUUCUAGUUUGUUGACUCAAUCAGCCGUCGCCGACUUGAUUAAAUAUCCAUUUUUUAUUAUUAUUAACAAAUACUAAAAGGAAACUUCAUUUCUUACGAUCUACAACAUUUCCUCGAUCUGCAGCAAGUUCUAAUCCAUCUGUGUUUUCUGACUCGAAAAGGGUAAGGAAUAUGCUGUUCUUUGCUUUCUGUUGAUAUUAGGUUUGUGCCCUUGUUGACCAGAAAACUUGAAUCUUUGAUCUGCUUACUAGCUAGAUCCUAAUUGUUUCUCGUGAUUCUUUUGCUUAGAGGUUUUGUUAUCUUUUAUGCAUUUAUUCAAUUUAGACGUUGACAGAGUUGGACUCUUUAAGUUGAAUGAUUUCAUCUUGAUGAACAGGUGAAAUCAAGUAGUAAAUCAAGUGUUGGUGCAACAAGAAUGGAGGAAGCUGAGGCACUAAGAUAUUGGUGCCACAUGUGUUCACAGAAUGUGAAUCCAGUUUUGGAGAUUGAUACCAUAAAAUGCCCCAUCUGCCAAAGCGGCUUUUGUGGAAGAAAUGGCCACUCCCACUCCAGAAAAUGAUAGCCCUCCUGAUGUUGAAUUCGGAGGGCCGGAUUCUGAUCGCGCCCUCUCCCUCUGGGCGCCCAUCCUACUCGGUAUGAUGGGCAACCAGCGGCGUAGGCGCCGUAUGAGGCGCAUGGGCUACGAGGAGGGUGAAAACCACCAUGAUGGGGAGUCCGAGCUUGACCGUGAACUGGAGGCUAUAGUGAGGAGGAGGAGGAGCUCAGCCGCGAUUCUCCAGCUCCUCCAAGGCAUGCGGGCUGGGAUACUAUCCGAGCCAGAGACGGAUCAAGGCAAUGAUACUACGGAUAAUGAGAGGGAGAGGGAGAGAGAGCGUGUCAUUCUGAUCAAUCCCUUUAACCAGACCAUCAUUGUUCAGGGCUCUUACGACCCCGGCAACGAGUCCAUAAGCCGUGCACCUAUUGGCUCACUAGGCGAUUACUUCAUUGGGCCGGGGCUCGACUUGCUGCUGCAGCAUCUCUCGGAGAAUGACCCAAACAGGUACGGGACGCCUCCAGCUCAGAAGGAGGCCGUUGAAGCUUUACCGACUGUGGAAAUUGUGGACACACUGCAGUGCUCUGUUUGUUUGGAUGACUGUGACAUUGGUGAUCAAGUUAAGGAGAUGCCUUGCAAACAUAAGUUCCACAGCAAGUGUAUCCUAGCCAUGGCUAGAGCUUCAUAGCUCGUGUCCCAUCUGCAGGCAUCAGUUACCUUGUGAUGAGUCGAAGCUCGACUCCGACGGGUUGAGAAACGACAGCAAUAACAGCGAUGCCGGUGAUAGAAACGAAAGAGGGCGACACUUCUCUGUUCCUCUCCCAUGGCCCUUGAGCAGUUUGUUUUCAUCCUCCCCUACUUCAAAUGCCAACAACCCAAGCACUUCAAACCGGGAUGAGAGUUGAUUUCUGGUUAAUGUUAUAUUAUGCAAAUUACCUUUGUAUGUAUAUAAGCAAAUUCCCAAGGCAAUAAUUAGAAAAGUGACUUGUGUUUUA
This is a messenger RNA of Salvia miltiorrhiza (redroot sage), 3487 nucleotides long. RefSeq lists its product as uncharacterized. The record is from RefSeq and is a predicted model, not a curated record. Bases 1 to 624 code for a protein of 207 amino acids. The transcript is spliced from 2 exons. NCBI's taxonomy places the organism in Eukaryota, Viridiplantae, Streptophyta, Magnoliopsida, Lamiales, Lamiaceae.